CUUCAAGGCCCCAGUGAAAGUUGAACGCGGGUUUAGCACGGAGACUCAUUUAGUUUGUAAAAAGAAGAAAGAAAAUGUGGUUAUUAUUAGAAAGUUGUUCUAAUUGUCUUUGAUGUGUCGAAAAAUAUCCACGAUGCGUUGUGUAUUUCAGCUGCUGUCGUACUUGUUUUGUCAUUAAAACGCUGACAGAAGGGACUUUUGCUGACGUUUAGCUUAGCACGCUAACCUUUAUUUACCUUUUCCUGAAGUAGUCGACGGGUUGCAUUUUAGUCAAAUCUGCAUUACGUAAGAGUUCAUUACUGAACAUCUUUUCCUCCUAAAACCAGACCUGGCCAGAAACAGGGUAAUUUUGUGUUUAAAAAGAAAAAGACAGCUUCUUCCUUAUUAUUUCCGAAUGGAUUCGUUGGAAUUGAAACCGAAAGUGGAUCCUCAGCAGCAGCAGCCACUCCGAGUCUGACUGGAGUUUAGUUUCCCUGACUGAAGAGGAGCUCUGAGAUCCUGAGCAGGAUUCACCACCUCCAAAACCACAAGGUUAACAUCAUCCCACUCUGGCAUGACUUGUCUCAGUUAGGCAGGAAAAAAAAAAUCAACCAAGCUCAAGAUCAUCAUAAAGAGUUCACCCGCUGCAGCCAUGAUGAAGAGGAGUCUAGACGCCUCAGAUGAGGCACCGAAGUGGAAGAAGGCCAAAAGGGAAGAGGCGAGCUCUGAUGAAGACGACGAAUCAUCGCAGAGAACCACAAGCCACGAUUCCAGUCAGAGCGAGUCUCUCAGUGAUGCUGAAGAUCAAAGACCUGGUUUCUCCAAACCAUCAGCAUCCCAGAAUGCAUCGAGCAGCGAUCCUUCACAGAGCGCCACCAAAUUCUCCAUGUACAACAGCGUCUCACAGAAGCUCAUGGCGAAAAUGGGUUUUAAAGAAGGUGAAGGAUUGGGGAAGUUUAAUCAGGGCCGGAAGGAGAUCGUGGAGACGUCGACGCAGCGAGGGAGGAGAGGUCUCGGACUCACGCUGCAGGGCUUUGAAGGAGAUCUCGACGUGGAAUGGAAGGACGAACCCGAGCCUACUGCUUUUGAAGAAGUGUCCUGGUUCCCAGAAUGUACGACAGAAAUGCCAGACUCGGAAGAGCUGACCGACUGGAUGACUGUCGGCGAGAGGAAACUGAAGAUCGAUGACGAGACGGAGUUCUGUUCAGAGGAGCUCCUCCUCCUGCUGCUACGCUGCAAGAGUGUGUUCGAUGACCUAGAGGGAGAAGAAAUGAGGCGAGCUCGCACACGGUCCAACCCGUAUGAAACGAUACGAGGAGUUUUCUUUCUCAACAGAGCUGCGAUGAAGAUGGCAAACAUGGACCAUGUGUUUGACUACAUGUUUACCAAUCCAAAGGACUCCCAAGGGAAGCCCCUAUUCCGUGAUAAGGAAGGCGAGCUGCUGUAUUUCGGGGACGUGUGCGCCGGGCCUGGAGGAUUCUCGGAGUAUGUUCUCUGGCGUAAACGUUGGCAUGCGAAAGGCUUCGGCAUGACUUUGAAAGGAGCCAAUGAUUUUAAACUGGAGGAUUUCUACUCCGCCCCCAGUGAACUCUUCGAACCUUACUAUGGUGAAGGUGGGAUUAACGGUGAUGGUGAUAUCACACGCCCUGAGAACAUUAGUGCAUUUCGUAACUUCGUCCUGGAGAGCACAGAGAAGCGAGGCGUCCACUUCCUCAUGGCUGAUGGAGGUUUCUCAGUGGAGGGGCAGGAGAACCUGCAGGAGAUCCUGAGCAAGCAGCUUCUCCUCUGCCAGUUCCUCACGGCCUUAUCCGUCGUCCGAACAGGAGGCCACUUUGUGUGUAAGACGUUUGACCUGUUCACACCCUUCAGUGUGGGUCUGAUCUAUCUGCUGUAUCUGUGCUUCGAGAGAGUGUCGCUCUUCAAACCCGUCACCAGCAGACCUGCCAACUCUGAGAGGUACGUGGUGUGUAAGAGUCUGAAGCCAGGCUCUGAUGCAGUCAGGGAUUACCUGUUCAAGGUGAACCUGAAGCUGAAUCACCUCAGGCACUCGGAGAGAGACGUUACAGACGUGGUGCCUCUGGAGAUCAUCAAAGGAGACACAGACUUCUACCAGUACAUGGUGGACUCCAAUGAGCGUUAUUGCUCUGUGCAGAUCAAAGCUCUCGCUAAAAUCCAUGCCUAUGUGAGAGACUCGACGCUGUCCGAACCAAGACAAGCCGAUAUCCGCAAGGAGUGUCUCAGACUAUGGGGGAUUCCUGAUCAAGUCCGAGUCGCACCUUCUUCCUCAGACCCCAAAUCCAAGUUCUACGAGCUCAUAAAUGGAUCGGAUGUCGACAGCUUCAACUCGCGGCCCACAGCCCUCAACCCCAAGACUCUGGACAAACUUCAGCACGUAUUGGACCACCGGUGCAUCGUUGGUGGGGGAGAACAGAUUUUUCUCCUGGGGCUUGGGAAAUCUCAGAUCUACACAUGGGAUGGCAAAUCCCCCGUGCGCUGGAGGAAGCUGGAGAACUUUAAACUGGAGUUGCCCAGAGACACUGUGCUGAGUGUGGAGAUUGUGCAGGAGCUGAAAGGAGAGGGUAAAGCCCAGCGUAGGAUCAACGCCGUUCAUGUCCUGGAUGCUCUGGUUCUCAAUGGCACCGACGUCAGAGAGCAGCACUUCAACCAGAGGAUUCAGAUGGCUGAGAAGUUUGUGAAGGCUGUAUCUAAACCCAGUCGACCCGACAUGAACCCGAUACGAGUAAAGGAGGUGUAUCGGUUAGAGGAGAUGGACAAGAUCUUUGUAAGAUUGGAGAUGAAGGUGACGAAGAGUUCAGGUGGAAUGCCACGGCUGUCCUACACGGGCCGAGACGAUCGCCACUUCCUGCCCAGCGGCCUUUACAUCAUCAAAACGGUCAGAGAUCCGUGGACGAUGGCAUUCAGUAAGAGCUCGAAGAUGAAAUUCUUUUACAAUAAACAGACAAAACAGUCCACCUACGUCAUGGAUCCGAGCGCCAUCGCACCUUUUCAGGUGUGUCAUCAUGAAAGGUUGUUUUGGGCCUGGGAAGAAGGGGUCAGAGUUCAUGACUCUCAGAGCCGCGUGGAUCCUCAGAAACUCUCCAAAGACAACGUGCUGUCCUUUAUCCGGAAACACUGUCAUCAGUGGGAGAGCCGUGACAGCGUGUGAAGCCACUGGUCACCAGCAGAGGGCACUGUAGUUUUCAGAAGAGGAAGUGUAGCUUGUAGUCACACGAUUUUCAUUCUGUGCUCAAUUUAAAACCACAGAAUUAAAGUUUGUUAUUUUACAGCCAGUUAGCUUUAUACAGUAUUUACAGGGAAUAUAGAAGGACACAGUGCUUAGGCUUCAUAAAUUAGAUACACUAAUCCAGUGCAUGAUGAUAGGACUCGACAUUUCCUCUUCUGUGCGUUCGGUUGGCACCGCCCCCUUUUUUUGGUUUUGUUUGCUUGUAAAUGUUGUUUGAAUGAGCCAGGUGAGGUGUGUGUGUUAUUUUUAUGGGCUUCAUUUGAGCUUGUCGGUAACCUCAAUAAUAAAACUCUGGGAGGGUUUUCUUCCUCUCUUAAACAA
Neoarius graeffei (lesser salmon catfish) is the source of this 3544-nucleotide messenger RNA. RefSeq names its product cap methyltransferase 1 (gene cmtr1). The transcript is spliced from 24 exons. NCBI's taxonomy places the organism in Eukaryota, Metazoa, Chordata, Actinopteri, Siluriformes, Ariidae. Gene Ontology annotation, cellular component: cytoplasm; nucleus. Gene Ontology annotation, molecular function: methyltransferase cap1 activity; nucleic acid binding; protein binding. The record is from RefSeq and is a predicted model, not a curated record. The coding region runs from base 632 to 3145 and encodes 837 amino acids. Gene Ontology annotation, biological process: 7-methylguanosine mRNA capping.